Messenger RNA from Mandrillus leucophaeus (drill), 3710 nucleotides. RefSeq names its product solute carrier family 9, subfamily A (NHE5, cation proton antiporter 5), member 5 (gene SLC9A5). Lineage: Eukaryota; Metazoa; Chordata; Mammalia; Primates; Cercopithecidae. Gene Ontology annotation, cellular component: membrane. Gene Ontology annotation, molecular function: sodium:proton antiporter activity. Gene Ontology annotation, biological process: sodium ion transport; proton transmembrane transport; regulation of pH. The record is from RefSeq and is a predicted model, not a curated record. The coding region runs from base 62 to 2752 and encodes 896 amino acids. The transcript has 16 exons.
CGGCGGCGACGCGGGGCCGGCGGCCGUGCGGUGCCGGGAGGGCGGCUGGGCAGGCUGCAGGAUGCUGCGCGCCGCCCUGUCCCUGCUCGCGCUGUCCCUGGCAGGGGCGGCCGAAGAGCCCACCCAGAAGCCAGAGUCCCCGGGCGAGCCUCCCCCAGGCUUGGAGCUCUUCCGCUGGCAGUGGCACGAGGUCGAGGCGCCCUACCUGGUGGCCCUGUGGAUCCUGGUGGCCAGCCUGGCCAAAAUUGUAUUUCACCUGUCUCGGAAAGUAACAUCUCUGGUCCCUGAGAGCUGCCUGCUGAUUUUGCUGGGCCUGGUACUAGGGGGCAUUGUUUUGGCUGUGGCCAAGAAAGCUGAGUACCAGCUGGAGCCAGGCACCUUCUUCCUCUUCCUGCUGCCUCCUAUUGUGUUGGACUCAGGCUAUUUCAUGCCUAGCAGACUGUUCUUUGACAACUUGGGUGCCAUCCUCACCUAUGCUGUGGUAGGCACACUCUGGAAUGCCUUCACAACAGGCGCUGCCCUCUGGGGCUUGCAGCAGGCUGGACUUGUAGCCCCUAGGGUGCAGGCUGGCUUACUGGACUUUCUGCUGUUUGGGAGCCUCAUCUCGGCGGUGGACCCCGUGGCCGUGCUAGCUGUCUUUGAGGAGGUGCACGUCAAUGAGACUCUCUUUAUCAUCGUCUUUGGCGAGUCCCUGCUCAACGAUGCAGUCACCGUGGUGCUGUACAAGGUCUGCAACUCCUUUGUGGAGAUGGGCUCUGCCAACGUGCAGGCCACUGACUACCUGAAGGGAGUCGCCUCCCUGUUUGUGGUCAGUCUGGGCGGGGCAGCCGUGGGCUUAGUCUUUGCCUUCCUCCUGGCCCUGACCACACGCUUCACCAAGCGGGUCCGCAUCAUCGAGCCGCUGCUGGUCUUCCUCCUCGCCUACGCAGCCUACCUCACUGCUGAAAUGGCCUCGCUCUCCGCCAUUCUUGCGGUAACCAUGUGUGGCCUGGGCUGUAAGAAGUAUGUGGAGGCCAACAUCUCCCAUAAGUCACGCACAACUGUCAAAUAUACAAUGAAGACUCUAGCCAGCUGUGCUGAGACCGUCAUCUUCAUGCUGCUUGGCAUCUCAGCUGUGGACUCUUCUAAGUGGGCCUGGGAUUCCGGGCUGGUGCUUGGAACCCUCAUCUUCAUCCUGUUCUUCCGAGCCCUCGGCGUAGUCCUGCAGACCUGGGUGCUGAAUCAGUUCCGGUUAGUCCCUCUGGACAAGAUUGACCAAGUGGUGAUGUCCUAUGGGGGCCUGCGGGGGGCUGUGGCCUUCGCUCUCGUCAUCCUACUGGAUAGGACCAAGGUCCCUGCCAAGGACUACUUUGUAGCCACCACUAUUGUAGUGGUCUUCUUCACAGUCAUCGUGCAGGGCUUGACCAUCAAGCCACUGGUCAAAUGGCUGAAGGUGAAGAGGAGUGAGCAUCACAAACCCACCCUGAACCAGGAGCUGCAUGAGCACACUUUUGACCACAUUCUGGCUGCAGUGGAGGACGUUGUGGGGCACCAUGGCUACCACUACUGGAGGGACAGGUGGGAGCAGUUUGAUAAGAAAUACCUGAGUCAGCUACUGAUGCGACGGUCAGCUUACCGCAUCCGGGACCAGAUCUGGGAUGUGUACUACAGGCUCAACAUCCGGGAUGCCAUCAGCUUUGUGGACCAGGGAGGCCACGUCUUGUCUUCCACAGGUCUUACUCUGCCUUCUAUGCCCAGCCGCAAUUCUGUGGCAGAGACUUCUGUCACCAACCUGCUGAGGGAGAGUGGCAGUGGAGCAUGUCUGGAUCUGCAGGUGAUUGACACGGUACGCAGCGGCCGGGAUCGUGAGGAUGCUGUGAUGCAUCAUCUGCUCUGCGGAGGCCUCUACAAGCCGCGCCGUAGGUACAAAGCCAGCUGCAGUCGCCACUUCAUCUCAGAGGAUGCGCAGGAGCGGCAGGACAAGGAGGUCUUCCAGCAGAACAUGAAGCGGCGGCUGGAGUCCUUUAAGUCCACCAAGCACAACAUCUGCUUCACCAAGAGCAAGCCGCGACCCCGCAAGACUGGCCGCAGGAAGAAGGAUGGAGUGGCAAAUGCUGAGGCUACAAAUGGGAAACCUCGAGACCUGGGCUUUCAGGACACAGCUGCUGUGAUAUUAACCGUGGAGUCUGAGGAGGAGGACGAGGAAAGCGACAGUUCAGAGACAGAGAAGGAGGACGAUGAGGGGAUCAUCUUUGUGGCUCGGGCCACCAGUGAGGUUCUCCAAGAGGGCAAGGUCUCAGGAAACCUUGAGGUGUGCCCAAGCCCACGAAUCAUUCCCCCCUCCCCUACCUGUGCAGAGAAGGAGCUCCCCUGGAAGAGUGGGCAGGGGGACCUGGCAGUGUACGUGUCCUCGGAAACCACCAAGAUUGUGCCUGUGGACAUGCAGACCGGUUGGAACCAGAGCAUCUCAUCCCUGGAGAGCCUAGCAUCCCCUCCCUGUAACCAGGCCCCAAUUCUGACCUGCCUGCCUCCCCAUCCACGGGGCGCUGAGGAGCCCCAGGCCCCUCUCCACCUGCCUUCUGAUCCACGCCCUAGCUUUGCCUUCCCCCCGAGCCUGGCCAAGGCUGGCCGCUCCCGCAGUGAGAGCAGCGCCGACCUCCCCCAGCAGCAAGAGCUGCAGCCCCUCAUGGGCCACAAGGACCACACCCAUCUCAGCCCAGGCACCACUACCUCCCACUGGUGCAUCCAGUUCAACAGAGGCAGCCGGCUGUAGCCCAGGGUCUCAGGGAGGAGCAGAAGGUGGAAUCCCUGCAGGAAAUGCUCCCUGGGCAACGGGUAGAGCCCUUGCAACUUGACAUGGGGCCAGAGGGGCCUGGGUUGAAGUAGUAAUUGGGCUUCCUUGGGGCUGGUCAGAGGGGUCACCUGAGCUGGUCUUCACAGGGGCCUUUCUCACCACCUCCCUGCUCCUAACCCCUGCCACUUUCUGUUUCAGUAAGGCCUCUACUGUGGCUCAGGACCCAGUCCAGGCCUUCUACGGGCUAGGCCCAGAGACUUGGGUUGCUGCUCUCCCUUCCCUAGUGGGUUUUUCCAGGGACUCUAUAGGCAGCUCCUGCUCCCAAAGCAAGGGCAUCAUUCCUAUUCUUCAGUGGAUGCCAGCCUUCCCUGCCCCUACUCCCUCCCCAGCACUGGGUCAGUGGUGUCCUGGCAGUGAGGCUCCGUGAGAGGAACCGGGGUGGGAGGUGGGGCAGGCCUCACCCUCGGGCUUUGCUGCCCUGUUGGGUCAGCUACCCAUAGUCCAUUUUUUAAGGGCGGUGGGAACUUCUGUCUCCACAUCCUGCUUUAGUCCCUUCCCUUUGCUGCCAGGUAUUGGGGUAAUAGUUCCUCCUUUUCCAAGACCAAGGCCAGGAGGCUGGGUCAGGCUUCAGUUCAGGCCUGUUGCUUAACUGGGGUCACCCUGGGAUCUGCUGCUCUGGUCUAAGUCUGGACCUUUCUGAUCCUUGGGUCUGGGUUUUUUGAGGAGGGGACAUAGUGGCCUCUGGGCUGCAAUGUCACUACCUGAACAUUCCCUAAACAGAGAAGGAACCCAGCAUCUCAGGGCCACUGCUCCACUGCUCUGGGGGCUGGGAUGCCUGGCUAAGCAGGGGCUGACAGCAGGUGACUUUCCAAGGGUCAGCACCUGCCUUGUGUUUUGUACCUUGAACCUAAGAUACAUUAAACAUCUCUCAGAUGGA